Messenger RNA from Acanthochromis polyacanthus (spiny chromis), 11134 nucleotides. RefSeq names its product BAH domain and coiled-coil containing 1b (gene bahcc1b). Gene Ontology annotation, molecular function: chromatin binding. The record is from RefSeq and is a predicted model, not a curated record. Lineage: Eukaryota; Metazoa; Chordata; Actinopteri; Pomacentridae.
ACACACCCCUUCAACCUCAACCUCCUCCUCCUCCUCCUCCUCCUCCUCCUCCUCGUCCUCCACCCGGCGUGUCUGAGUCUCUGGUUGCAUGAACGAGCCUCGAUUCACUACAAGCCUGAACUUCUACGAUGCGUCUCUCCCAUACCUCAACUGACUGCACACCACAGUCUGCAGCAGCAUAGGAUGUAAUCAAUCCCACAUGUUUCAUCUCUGCGACUCGGGGAUUUUCACUUUGAGUAUUUUUGUACUUUUUCUUUCAUUACACCCUACUCGCCAUACAAUGGAUAUAACUUACCAGACAUGACGGGGACUCAGUUUCUGCCCUGCAAAGCCAAAACUCCGCUCAAAGCGAGGGGAGCCCGAAGUUCAUAAAAGGGAUUAUUUGCAUCUGGGUGCCUGAGAAAACCUUCGGUGCCUCCGGAUUUUACUUUGGAUUUGGGAUUUAUCGGUUCUCGUCGGGAUGGAAAGCCGAGACUUCGCUCCUCCGCACCACCUCCUGACGGAGCGGAGCGCUUUGGUUCACAGCGCCGCGUCUCGGAUGGCGCCAGGCGGCCACGGCUCCGUGCAGCACCCCGCACACUUCCAGCCCGGGAAAUACUACUCAUCCCAUCUCUCCAUGGGUCCGCACUCAGGUGCUUCCUUCAUGGGCUCCUUCCUGGCCAGCAGUCUGGGGUCCCCGGCCUCUCACCCUCCUCACCCCUCUGGACCUGCAGCCUCCCCCUCCUCCCCUUCCUACAGGGCUGGACCCCAUUCAAGCGCUUCCCCUAUCUGGUUCCCCCAUUCACACGAAGGGUACCCCAGCUAUUCAGGAAGUCUUGCUUCUCCUUUUCUCCCCAUGAGUCCCCUGGAUCACCAUAGCAACAGUCUCUAUGGACAGCACCGCUUCUAUGAAACUCCAAAAGAUCACUUCUACCUGAGAGGCCUUCCUCCCCAGCCCCCUCUGCUCUCCACCAAUCACAGCCUUUCUCCGCUGUCCAGGACUGCCCCAGGCCACCCACUUGGCUCUUGCAGCCGGGAGACGGACAAUGGGGGAGGGGGUGGAAAAAGUAGCAAGGACAUGGGUGAGAAAGGGGUCUCAUCUGUGUCAAAGGAGAAGGAGCGAUCAAGCAGCAAAGAGCGGCACCAGGAGAGCAAAGACAAACAACAGCUUCAUCAUCACCAUCCUCAUCAGACAAACCCUGCUACCACUCCAUCUGGCCACCACCAAGCUUACCCCCACCCUCACCAUGCGCUUCUUCCUCACCUCGCACUACAUGGAAGGGAAGAAGACCACAGACACUCUGUGGAGCGACACAAGGAGUACAGAGACAGUGACUCGGGCAGUCAGGGAAUUAAACAUAUGAGUGCCUGUAAACUGUCCAGUGGCUCUGGAGGAGAGAAUGGCUCUGGAGGAAAGGGGGGAGCACUAAGCAGCUGCAGUGGUGGUGGGGUGGGCAGACCUCCAUCUGGAGGCAACAGGCGGUGCUCCAAAGAUGGACCCAUUAAUGGGGAGAUGAGGAUCAGUGAAUCCUCAACUCCCUCAUCUGAAUGUAUGAGACGAGGGGCGGCUGCAGCGACAGCAAUCUUGGCACCUCCAACCCCACACUCUGUAGCCUCCUACUCCAUGCCUCCACCUCCCCCUCCGCCACCUCCUCCCCAUGCCCUGCACAUGGGCUCCACAGUUGCUGGAGGGUGGCUACACCACACGCAUCACCAUCCACAUCCUGAGUUUUACUGUCCUCCUGCUCCUCUUACGCUUACUCCCUCCAAAGAUCCAGCAGCCACAGCUGGAGGGUCUGGCAGGGAGGCAAAGGUCGUUGGCCCAACUUAUGUGCCCUCAGUUGGGCCACUCGGGGAUCUGGCAGCCCCUGACUGUCGUGGAGCAGGAGGAGGUGGAAGAAAGGCGGAGGACAAGAGUGGAGAAGGAUCUUAUGAAAGUCCCUCUCAUCACCUCAGCCGACUUAGUAGUUGCCAGAAGAAGGACAAAUCCCAGCCACACCAGCAGCAGCUGGGAUACGGCAAGGCUGACAAACCUCCUGACUGGAGCCAACAGACGCAUCACUUCCACAAACCUAGCUCCAUUGUGAGCUCUGAGCCUGAAUUACGGUCCUGCAGCCUGGAAACAUCAUCAUCCUUCAGAGAUGUUGAGGUUGUGGAAGAUGUUUACCGGCCCUCACUCCCAUUAGAUGCCCAGGAGACACACCCUGGUGCUGGACAGAGCACAUCUAAGAAUGGUCCCAACACCAGCACUUCUCCCUUCAGGGACUGUUCACUUUCAGGUCCUGAUGGGAAGGCAGGAUCAGGGGCAGCAGCUCAAAGGGAGGGACAAAAGGUUGCAAGGAUACGGCACCAGCAGCACAGCAGCCACGGAGCAAGUGCAGAGGAGAGAGGAAGAGAUGGAAGUCAGACAGCACCUUUCUGGGGGGCUCGAGGGAGCCACCAAGAGGACCAGAGAAAAGGCACCCACCAUGCAUCAGCUGGUAAAGGUGAAGUCAGAGGGCUUAGCAACAGAGCUCCAAGCAAUGAACACAACCAGCCACAUUCUCAGCUGCCUCCCCCUCUGUCCCGUUCCUCAUCACAUGCUACCGAUGGUGAGAGCAGUGCCAUGAAGAACCUAAUGAACUACAGCUCCCAGCAGCCACUGCUUCUGCCACAGCGGAGCCCAUUUGGUGGUCUGGGAUGCCUCAAGCAGGGUGGAGAAAGAUCAGAGAAGGGAGACAGAGGAGGAGCUAAAAGCAACACCUCCCAGCAAGACCUUCCCAAGCAGUCGCUCCCUCCUCGCCGAGGCUCCACUAACGAGGGAGAGAAAAGUGACAGAAGUGGGAAGGAAGCUGGGGAGGCAGGAGAGGGAGAGGUACGACAGCCUCCGGUGGGCAUUGCAGUUGCAGUAGCCAGGCCCCCCCAUCGUUCCCCAGACAGCACCCAUAGCAGACAAGGCAGGGUGCUGCCCAGCAUGAAAGGAGUGUCACGCCCUGUGUACCCUCUUGGUCGUGAGGCAGAGGAGAGGAAGAGGAUAACAGAAGACCAGAUCAGCCUUCAUCACCUGGACAGAGACAGAGAAAUGAUCAUCAGGGAAAACAAGGAUUGCGUGGAGUUCGCCAGGAUCCACCCUUCUAGUAGUUGUCACGGUGACCUGACCUCUCACCUCUUGGUCCCUGGAGGAACAAGCCAGUUAGGGGCGGACCCUGCUGCACAUGCUCACCCAGCUCACCACCACUGGAUGCAGAGGACAGGAAGUCCCUCCCUCUGGAUGGGGCAUUCAUACAGUCUGGGCCAUGUUGGAAUGAGCCCUGGCUUUCCACCAGGUCUACCCAGCCCUUUGCAGCCGGUCUUGGGGUCACUCACUCAAGACCCGAACUCUCCACUAGUGGUUCUUCCUACAGAACCUGGGACUCAUCAUCACCUUGAUGUUCUGGAGCAGUCAGGUCUGUGGCCCCCUGUGUACGGAGGCAGAGGCCCUCCUCCUCACCUGCAGCAUCACCCAGUCUACUCGCGCUCUUUCCUACGGCAACAGGAGCUGUACGCCCUGCAGCAUCAGCACCAACAGCAGCAGAGAGCCAUGGAGCACAUGCAGCGACAGUCGUUAGGACAAAGAAAACACGAGGAGCAUGCUAUCACGAUUGAAGAUUCUCCUCAUGAAUCUUCAACCUCCAGAACUCCCUCUUCUUCUUCUUCUUCUUCUUCUUCCUCGUCUUUGUCCACCACCUCUGCCCAUGCGGCCAAACCCUUCUCUCACACACCUCCUCCACCCAAGACAUCCACACCAUCUCCUGGAAUGUGUCCCAGUAGCCGUCAGUCACCCUGCUACCACUCACCGUCCACGCGUCCGCACCCACCAAAUCCUCUGACCCCUGCGCCAAGUCCGGCUGCAGCUGCUCCACGCUCUCCGGCGCUCAGUCCAGCUCCUUCACACCUCUCUAAAGGGCUGGACAGAGGCAGCGAUAGAGGGGAGGGACAGCCACCUCAGGACUACCCACAAUCACUCGAGCCAGACUUGCCACCUGUUUAUAGCUACCCUCCCAUCACCAUGGGUUACAAGGCCGGGCCCUCGCCUCCUGAAGCUCGACUGGCUGAGCAACCUACUGUGGUGGAAGAGCCAGCAGAGCCUGACUCCAAAUCCCUCCCACACUCAUGCCACGUACAGCCUCUCACUGUUGAAGAAGAAAUGCGGAAAGAAGAGAAUGGGAGAGACUGUGAAGUGGUGGAAUCCCUGAGUGCAGUUACAGAGGAGGCGAGGAAGGAAACAAAAGGAUGCUCCGUCUCUGAGCCCCAGAGCAAGAUUUCUGGAUUGCCGCCAUGCCCUUUCCCAGCUCCAGUCCCAGAUCCAGCUUGCCCAGCCACAGCCACAGGCAAAACCCUAAAAGUAGAGCUCUCUCUGGGUUGCCCAGGCCAGAAGGCUGGCCUGGAGGAGCCUCAGCUAUCCAAAGAGCAGGAGGAUGAUAGGGAGCAUGGAAAAGAGGACAUGGAGGAGGAUGAGGAAGAGAAAAUGGAGCUUGAACCAACAGAAUGUACUGUCUCUGUGCCUGAAGAGGAGGUGGUGGAGGAUGGGCACAAAGAUGGAGAGAAUGUAGAGGUGGUUGAGGAUGAGGAGGAAGAGGAGAGGAGUGGGAAAAGUCCAAAUGAAGACUUGGUGGAAUUAAUAUGUAGCUCUCCUACUUCUUCCUCAUCUGCUGACUCAGUUGUCCCUCCCACUGCGAGUGCAGCUGCCCAGCUCCAAGGGGCCUACAUGUGGAGCCUGGAGCUCCUCAUCGCUGCAGCUCUGUGUGCCACCAGAGAUGCCUUGUAUCCACCAGUACCUGUUGACCGGGCCCCAUGCCCCUCACCCCACCACGGUAUGGAGAUACUCGGGGAACUAGCUGAGCUGGAGAUCCAGCAGAGGGGCAGGGAGAGCAAAGUAAAAGGCACUGAAGGUGAGGACGUGCUCACCUUUGACCUCCACAGUCUGGCUACGCUGGCGGCCGCCCGUGCCCUGGAGAUGGGGGGAGGGGCCGUGGAUGUGGGGGCUGACCAGCAGUGUCCAAUCAGGAAGAGGCUCAAUCUGCGCCGGAAGUGCACCUGGACACCUCGCCACGAACCGGUGUGCCCAGUGAAGGGCUCCAUGGAGACGAUGGGAGGGGAGGAGCUGGCCAUGCGUGUCCAGCUGGCUGAGCUACAGCGCCGCUACAAAGAGAAACAGAGAGAACUGGCCAAACUACAGAGGAAACACGACCACCAGAAAGAGGAGACGUCUCGUAGCCCUGCCCGCCGGGGGCCCGGCCGCCCCCGCAAGCGCAAGUCCACCCCCGGCCCAGCUGCUGCAGAGAGCUCCAAAAGACUCAGGGCCGGCCUCAAUUUACUGGAGGAAAAAGCCAGGAAUUCAAUGUCCAAUCACAACUUCAACAGACUCAGCGCUGCACAGAUGAAAGCUCGCUGUAAGCACAGAGGUCGGCCCAGCACCCUGAGCUCCAGACUGGCCAGACGGGUGACCCAGCUAAAGCAGAAAGCUGCUGCCCAGCGAGGCGCACCAACAACAAGCCUGCUACACUGCAGUGAGGAUGACACCUCCAAGAGACACUGCAGACAAGGAGACCUGCAGCGGGACCGAACUGCCAGUCAGACAGUAAAGAGGAAGAGGGGUCGAAAGCCCAAAGUGCCACUGGGCAUCAACCCAAAAGGAGCUCACCACAAGGACAGCCGGGUCUCUGAAAAGCAUGAAGUGAGGGAAGAGAAGAGUGACAGCGAGAGCUCAGAGCAUGAGGAGGAAGAGGAUGCCAGCUACGACAGUGAAGAUGGAGUGGGUGACAUCCAGAUUAGCUCAUCCUCUAAAGAAGCUCCUGCAAACUCUGUCGGGACCGUCUCUUUUUCAUCGAAGCUCCAAACACACCAGAAAGCCCGGAGUAAAAGACCAGGACCUCCUGGUAUGGGGAGUUUGCCUAGUCUAGACCGGAGGAGAGCACCCAGGAGGCCAAGUCUCACCAACACAGAGAGAGGAGGUCCAGACCAUGCGGGGAACAACAGAGCAUCUCUUCCCAGCUGGAGUGUGUCGUCAGUGGGCUGCAGCUUUGGAGAAAGCCACAGAGUUCACGAGGGAAAGAGGAUCAACAGGGACGACGAGAGGAAGACCCCAACUGGGCACAGCAUUCGGGAAAGGUGCACACCUGUGCACUUCUUUGAAAAGGGCCACGCUGUGAGCCGACUCUGCAGAGCUUUUGCAGCUGAUGACGGCUUUCGCUUGGGAGAGAGCAGCUUCUCUGAGGGAGAGGAGGAUGAGGAAGAGGAAGAGGAGGUCAAUGAGAAGUCGCUGAUCCACCUUCCUCCCAACAUGCCUUGCAGAAUACCUGCCCUGCCAAACUGUGUGUUGAGUAAGAGUGUUGGUAGACGGUUGAAGAUCCUGAUCUCCAAGGAGGAUGAGCUGCUUAGCCGCUGUGUCCAAACUCUGGACUUGCCUGACAUAUUCAGUGUUGUCAUUGAAGGGGAGCGAGGGAACCGCCCCAAUUACUCGUUGGAGCAGCUGCUACAGGAGGCUGUGUUGGAUGUGCGACCUCAAACCGAGGCCAUCCUCACUGCAGGAACGCGAGUGUGUGCCUACUGGAGCGAGCGCUCCCGCUGCCUUUACCCUGGAUACGUCCACCGAGGAGGUCCGGGUGAGGAGGAAAAGGAGGGCAGUGUGAUGGUGGAGUUUGAUGAUGGAGACAGAGGAAGGAUCUCUCUAGUAAACAUCCGACUUCUACCUCCAGGAUAUCAAAUCCGCUGUGCCGAACCCUCUCCAGCUCUUCUGAUCUCACCUGGUCGUCGGGGUCGUCGGAGCUCCACCCAUGAGAAGAAGGACACACCCACAGAAAAACCAGCCAAUGAGGAGACAGCAGGGAGGCCUCAGGAGAAAAGACCAGUUGGCAGACCGAAGAAAAUCCACGCAGUGCCUAAAUCUGUCAGCACACCCACUUCAGUAACAGACACUGUAACAAAAGGCAGCACUUCCUUGUUAAACUGGUCAGUGCCUCGGAAGAGACCGCCGGUCGACUUCUUCCUGUUCAACGGGACGUCCCGUAAGACCCAGAAAAAGAUACGAGAGCGAGACUUGGGGUUGUUCCAUCGCCCUGCCCCUCUAGCACCACUAACCCCUGUCAAAGGAAUCUUUGGCUCUCCUUUCGAAGUAGACUCAUUCAGUAGCAUCGCUAACGGCUACUCCACCUUUGGAAGUGGAACUGGGCGGCCAGUCACCACUGCAGCUUCCGUGGGGCUCCGGGACUCCUCGUCAUCUUCUUGCUCCUCAGCUGUCGCCAUGGCGAUGACAGCUGGGAGCAGGAAACCAGUGAGUGAACGUGACAGAAAACACUUUCUAGUGAAGCUCGACCAUGAAGGAGUGACUUCUCCUAAAACAAAGAAUGGCAAAGCCUUGCUUCGACUCGGGGGGACUGGAGGGAGAGCAGGAAAGAGCCACCCUUCAACAGGGGCGCCGCUGCGAUACAUCCAACCCUCCCUGCUGGUGAAGGAUGACAAGAAGGGCAGAGCGGAAAGAGAUGAUGUUGGGGCCCGAUCUGAGGCUCCUCUGAAGGGUAUCCCUCCUCAGAGAAAGGAUCUUCUCUCAGCUGGUCUUGGAGUUCAAGGUGGGGAUUACAGUUUGGACUACCCCAGCGACUGCCCCAGCUCCUACUCUGAGCUUGAUGAGGAUGACGAGGAUGAAGGUCAAGAUGCUGAAGCACGCAGAAGACGUGCAGCUGUCUCUUCCCACCGUGGUGGUCGCUUUCUGUCUCGUCUCUCCAUGUGCUUCUCGUCAUCCUCCUCCUCUUCUUCCUCUUCUGGCUCCAUCUCCUCCUCGUCCCUCUGUUCCUCGGACAACGAUUCCUCCUACUCUUCCGAUGAAGAGUCGUCCUCUGUGCUGCUGCGUCGCGCACUGCUCCAGCAGGACAAGCACAAACACAGGCAGAGCAUGAACUCUGACCUCCUGAGCCCUGACCCCACCACCUCCAGCUCCUCUCCCUCCUCCUCAGCCCCAGGUUUUGUGGCCAAAUCCAGCAUGGCUGCUGCAGGGUCAAAGGUGAGGGCUGACAGAGCAGAGGAGAGGAAGGAGUACAUGUCAAAAGGAGGUAUGAUGGCUAACAGCAGCACAGCAAAGAGCCAGCUGAAGAGGAAAGAAGGCGCUCCUAACAACCACCAUCAGAGUCAGAGUGGUCCUGUGUGCCAGCAGCUGAAACCUGCCUCCAAAGACCCGACGACAGCUAAGAAGCAGAGGAUGUCUUCACCCGAUUCUCUGCCCAACAUGGCUCCACUGCUGCCAGGACGCCAGCUCUGGAAGUGGUCUGGCAACCCCACGCAGAGGAGAGGUCUGAAGGGUAAAGCCCGCAAGCUUUUCUACAAGGCCAUCGUGCGGGGCAAGGAGAUGGUGCGUGUCGGGGACUGUGCUGUGUUCCUGUCACCUGGCCGGCCCCAGUUGCCCUAUGUGGGCAGAGUGGAGAGCCUCUGGGAGUCGUGGAGCUCCAGCAUGGUGGUCAGGGUCAAGUGGUUCUACCACCCAGAGGAGACUCGCCUGGGGAAGCGGCACCGCGAUGGCAAGAAUGCCUUGUAUCAGUCUAGCCAUGAGGAUGAGAACGACGUGCAGACCAUCUCCCAUCGCUGCCAGGUGGUCAGCAGGGCGGAGUACGAUCACCUGAUGCUUGAACGCAAACCAGGCAGCACGUCCAACGACCUGUUCUACCUGGCCGGGACCUACGAACCCACCACAGGCCAGCUGAUCAGCGCAGACGGCAUGGUCAUCGUGUCCUAGCAGCAGCAGCCAGGGAGAAAUCCAGAUAGUGGCCUAAUCCCUGGAGUUGACUGCUUCUAGGACGGUCCUACAGAGGAGAGCAGGGGACAGACGCAAAUCAAGACAAAGAGUCUCGGCUCUGCGUAUUGAUUUGUCGCUUGUAAGAGAAGGAGCUAGCCGGCCGGGUGAAGCCUGGCAGCACUUAGAGGAGUCGGGCUUGUUCUGAGGAAAAGUCUGAUCCGUGUCAGACUUAACCUCUUUAGCAGAUGUGGACUGUGGCUUCUUGUCGCAGCGAGACUCUUCAGCCUUCCCUGCGGCUGAAACAACACAGUCUCUCAUGGCUGCGACAAGAUUACUGCAGCGCAAGUACAGAAACCAAGGACAUGAGCACUUUGGAGUGUAGCAGCUUUGGUAUUUUAUGGAGGGAGGGGAGGCGGAUUUGGCUUUCUGAAACAAAGACUGACUCAGAGAGCGGGAGAGACUGUAUGGUGAGGAGAGACUUGCUGUAAACCACACUGGUUUGGAUGGUUUUAAUGGUCUUAUACUGGUGGUCUGACUACAAGACUGAAAGAUCCCCAACAGGACCAAUAAACACUGUAGUUUGGACUGUGUGUUUAAAUGUUUGCAGAGUGGCUGCGAUGACCCUGUUUGGCAUUUAAUGAGCUCUAAGUAAAUAGUGCUUUAGUGUGUUUGUACUGUAUGUGUGUGUGAGAGUGUGUGCGAGUGUGUGUGAUCAUGCACGUGUGUUCAUCAGGCAAAGAUGUCGACGUCAUGACGCACCGUGGGUUUGCCUCCGACACUCUGAAUAUUAAUCAGCCCAGUACUUAACGUGCAGUCUUUGCGACUGAGACACAAAAACGAUUUUUUUCUCCUUUCAAGCCAUACACAUCAAUACCUCUCUCUCGUACCUUCCUGUUUUUUCAGGUGCGAAGACACAUGUACAGGUAGUUGGAUCGUCUCUUUGAACAGUGCGUGCGUGCGUGUGUGUGUGUGUGUGUGUGUGUGUGCGCGCGCUUUGUACAGCAUCAUUUGUAGAAUAACACGAUGUAAAUAGUAUAUAUUUGUUCUCGUUUCUCAUUGUUUUCUUUUGCAGAGAAGAUUAUUUUAUUUAGAUUUUUUUAGGGCGUGUGGGUGGGUCGGGGGGCUCCAGCAGAGGUCGGAGGUUUGGGUUAAGUUUCCUUCAAUGCACUGAACAGGAUCGGAGGUUCGGAUUUGGGGUCAAACUGAUCGUUGCUUUAGGCAAAGGGUGGAUAUAUAGAAAGGAUAUCUGGGAAAAUGUUGUUUUUAUAAUGAAAUCAGAAAAAAAAACCUUUUUACAUGUGUCCAAUGUUCUUAAUUUGUUUCCUUUUUGUUUCACUCUGUUGGGUUGAGAAUGUGCAUUUCUUGUUGGGAGCUUUUACUUUGAAAAACCAAUACUGGAAAAGAACGCUGAGUUUCUGCUGAUCCUAAAGGAAUCUAGUUCUUCUUUAUCUAUUUUAGCCUGUAUUCCUAUAUUAAAUGUAGAUAUUUAUCUGGCAGCAAAAAGAAACAUACCAAAGCACCUGUGAGUUUACGCUUCACCACAUUAGAAGAAAACAAUUUUAUGAAAGACGUUCAAUCAAAUCUGAAUCCGGGACCCCUGCAAUCACCGAGGUAUUUCAUAGAGUUCCUCUUGUUGUCCGCUAGUGUUCAUCCAGCGUUGCUAUGACGGCCUCUGAGAAACAUUGCAGCAACAUUGUCUCCGUGCUGCCCAGCUGAUGCACUUGAGGUCUCUAUGGCAACCAGAAUGGCAUCACGUGACUGUGAAGGACAAUCAGAGCCAAUCAAUGGGACAAUGCUGAGACAAAAAAAAAAACAAGAUAAGGAUCAAAUCAUAAAUUUAUGCUUCUUGUCACUUUUAUUCCUGCUUUGCCAAAAAUGUCUGUGGUUUUUUUAAUGUUUGCUUGUUUGUCCUCAUUUACCAUCGUCUUCUUGUUUAUGCAAGUCUGUGAUGACUGUUUGUUGUCGGUGUAUAGGAUGUACAGGGGGAGGAACAUGAAUGCCUUUUUCUUCUUUUGUAGGACUUUGACUGACUUUUAACAUUGUUGCUGUUACACUGCAAAGCAAAAGCUUUAAAUGGAAUCUAAUGUGAAACUCAGUUUUGAAAUAUUACUUUCAUGGGUCUUUAAUUGAAUUUUUUUUAAAGCUGUAUUUUUCUUUAAGAAACACUGGAUUCAGUUCGAAACAUCGCAUUUUGACAGAAGCAACAUCAUUGUGUUUUUUUUUUUAUUAUUUUAGACCCACUGGAACCUGCUUUGUAUGGUUGAGAUAGCCUACUAAAAUAUAUUAUGUAAUUUCAGUCAUUCUUUGGAAAUAUGACUUAAUUAUUUCCUCAUGUACAAAAAGAAAAAAAUAUUUAUCUUAAUUUUAUUGCCUUUUUGUGUUUCAUUAAAAAAAGAUUCUUGCAAAAAUAAA